Durusdinium trenchii is the source of this 918-nucleotide messenger RNA. The record is from the annotation of a GenBank genome assembly. Lineage: Eukaryota; Dinophyceae; Suessiales; Symbiodiniaceae.
AUGGCUGAUACGUUUAGUGCCGAUCCACUGGUCAAAAUUCCAAUUCUGCUCUCCCCCGGAGAGCUUGUGAUCCCAACAGUUCGGGUGGUGCUGUGUGGCCCAUUUGGCAACGAGGAUUUGACCACCUUCGCACCAGACUGCCUUAGCUAUGCUGAUUUGCCAUGUGCUUGCGAGCAUGUGCUCCUGAGUCCGGCACAAGGCUUUUGGCCAUCCUAUGACCAUCUUUGGCACAAGCCAUCGAUCGAACGAUUUUUGAGCUUGCAACACUUGCACUUCCGAUCUCCAACUGAGAUACACUUCACAGGUACUCACUUUUGGCAUUCAUCCAGUUUUGGAAACCUCAAGAAUGCGCUUGACACACCCUACUUUAUUGCUUUGGCCUAUGGAGAGCAUUUUCCAGAGGCUUGCAUGAAGGAGCCAGAAUGUAGGCUCACUCAGGGUUUGUCGAGUAUGCUCAAUUGGCUCGUUACGUUGAAGCAGCUGAAAGCUUUCCCCGAAGGGAAUCAGGUGGCCGCUUACAUCCCCUACUUGGAGGACCUCUCGCACAUACGCUAUGUUGAAGCCUGGCGCAGCACUCCCUGGUUCGUUUUGCUGGAGAAACCGCACUGGUCUGAAGCUUUUCUCUACUUAGUGCAGGAGCUGGAGGAUGUCUUAGAUGCGGAUAUGGGUUUUCCUCUAUCCGAUAACGCUGAGGACAAGUUCCAGCGUUCUGUGCAACGAAUGGGCUCUGACGCUUCCGAUGGCCUCCCUUCCAUGAUUGGAAUGUAUUUUUGUGUUGGAGAUGAUGUGCUAAGUGCUAGGUGGCCAUCUGAGGCCAUCUGCCACCGGCAGAGGAGGUGUUUCUUCCAAGGUGCACGGGAACUCAUAUUUUUUAAGGAACUUUUUUCGCGUCCUUUUUGGGAUUUUUUUCACCGUUAG